Molecule: messenger RNA, 1038 nt
Organism: Otolemur garnettii (small-eared galago)
Lineage: Eukaryota; Metazoa; Chordata; Mammalia; Primates; Galagidae
Gene: APOH
Product: apolipoprotein H
Exons: 8
Coding region: 1-1038 (345 amino acids)
Source: RefSeq, a predicted model, not a curated record
AUGAUUUCUCCAGGACUCAUCUUGUUCUCAAGUUUUCUGUGCUAUAUUGCUUUUGCAGUUCAGACCUGUCCCAGCCCAGAAGAAUUACCAUUUGCCACAGUUAUUCCAUUCAAAAAGUCCUACCAGUUAGGGGAGGAGAUUGUGUACUUCUGCAAGCCAGGCUAUGAGUCGCGGGGAGGGUUAAGACAGUUAACCUGCCCCCUCACGGGGGUAUGGCCCGUCAACACUCUGAAAUGCACACCCAAAGUCUGCCCUUUUGCUGGGAUCUUAGAAAAUGGAGCAGUACGCUAUACAAGUUUUGAAUAUCCCAACUCAAUCAGUUUUUCAUGCAACCCCGGGUAUUAUCUGAAUGGAACUCACACUGCUACAUGCACCGAGGAAGGAAAAUGGAGUGAAGAGAUUCCUGUCUGUGCUCUUGUAACCUGCCCUCCACCACCUGUACCUUCCUUUGCAAGACUGAGUGUUUAUAAGCCGACAUCUGGAAACCACUCCCUCUACAAGGAUGUAGCAUUCUUUGAAUGUAUACCACAUUAUGUGAUGCUUGGAAAUAGUGCGAUUACUUGCACAGAGUAUGGAAACUGGACCGAAUCACCAGAAUGCAAGGAAGUAAAAUGCCCGUUCCCAUCAAGACCAAACCACGGAUAUGUGAACUAUCCUUCAAAACUAACACUUUACUAUAAGGACAGAGCCACAUUUGGUUGCCACAAUACAUACGUCCUGGAGGGCCCAGAAGAAGUAGAAUGCACCAGACACGGGAACUGGUCUGCACAGCCAAGUUGUAAAGCAUCUUGUCAAUUACCUGUUAAAAGAGCCACUGUUCUAUAUGAUGGAGAGAGAGUCAAGCUCCAGGAGAAAUUUAGGAAUGGAAUGAUGCACGGUGACGUAGUUUCUUUCUUCUGCAAAAAUAAGGAAAAGAAAUGCAGCUAUAUAGAGCCUGCUCAGUGUAUUGACGGCACUGUGUCCAUCCCCAAAUGCUUCAAGGAACAUAAUUAUCUGGCUUUCUGGAAAAGUGACGCAUCGGAUUUAAAGUCUUGCUAA